CUCUCAGCUUUGCUACAGAGUAGCCGCCGCGUUUUCCUACCAUUACAACUAAUACAAAAACUUUCCAAGGUAAGUCUCUUUUUUAUUGAGAUAAAGAAAUUAAGAUCAUUGUAAAAAUAAUACAUCAUAUCUCAUUUUGAAUAAUAUUGUGUAAUACAGUGAUCAGGGCUAUCCUCUAUCCAUUCACAAAGGUGUCCUGCUAUAUAUCCUAUGCAUUUUCUAGCAUUGAACCCACAGCUGAUACCUUUUCUAUAUUCUCUUGCUACGCUUUAAUGGCAGUACGUAACUGAAUCGCUUCUGCAUCAUAGAUCCCAUCCAGUUUCGCUGAAAAGGGUUGCCAUCAGCACCAUUACAGUUUGAUCUGCAAAAAUUGCACCAUCAACACUGUCUUUAUACCCAGUAUCAUCUUCGUUAAUUGUCUCCAAAAUCUUUUCAGUAACACCUGUGAAUGAAAAGUUUCUUUAAUAUCCCUCUCAAUUCUCUUACUCCCUAUAAAAUAUACAACAAAGUCUAUGCAUUAAGCUAACCCAUAUAACAAAAAUACAACCUGUUUUUGUAUUAUUUCAUGGAUGACAUUGAAGUUCCUCAAUAUUUCAUCUGCCCCAUAUCCCUACAAAUCAUGAAAGACCCUGUGACUGCCAUAACAGGCAUCACAUACGACCGGGAAAGCAUUGAACACUGGAUAUUCACAAGCAAGAACGCAACCUGUCCAGUCACCAACCAACCAUUGCCAAAAGACUCAGACUUAACCCCUAAUCACACAUUACGCCGCCUAAUCCAAGCUUGGUGCAUCCUAAAUGCCUCAAAAGGUAUUGAUCGAAUUCCCACUCCUAAACCACCUCUCGACAAGUUUCAAGUCCUCAAACUCAUCAAACACCUUCGGCAGCCUGAGUUUCAGCUUAAAACUAUUAGGCAAUUGGCGUUACUUGCAGCUGAAAAUGAAAGGAAUAGGAAGUAUAUGAUAGAAGCAGGUUUGCCAAAAGAGAUGAUGUUGUUUAUUGUAACAUGUUCCAAACAAGGCCAAAUUGAUGGUCUUGAAGAAGCUAUUGGUGUGCUUAACUUUAUUCUAAUCCCUUCAGCUGAAACAAAGCAAAUUCUUGCCGAAAAUUAUCGUAUUAUUGAAUCAUUGACAUGGGUUUUAUGUUGUGAAAUGGAAAAUCAUCUCACUAUGAAAUCUCAUACGAUGUUAGUGUUGAAGAAAAUCAUUGAAGCUACAAGCUCGAGUGUACUAGAAAGACUGAAACCUGAAUUCUUUACUGGGAUUGUAAGAGUCUUAAGAAGUGGGAUUACUCAACAAGGAAUUAACGCCACUUUGCACGUGUUGUUAGAGGCUUGUCCAUGGGGUAGAAAUCGAAUCAUGAUGGUUGAAACAAACACAGUUUAUGAGCUCAUUGAGCUUGAAUUGGGUUUUCCUGAAAAGCGGACCACAGAGCUGAUUUUAGGUAUACUAUUUCAUUUAUGUUCUUGUCCUGAUGGGAGAGCUCAGUUUUUAAGUCAUAGAGGAAGCAUUGCAGUGGUCUCUAACAGGAUCUUGAAGGUUUCACCAGCAGUAGAUGAUCAAGCAGUUUCGAUUCUUUCAAUGAUAUGUAAGUUUUCCGGGACAUAUAUGGUGCUUCAAGAAAUGUUGAAGGUAGGGGCUGUGUCAAAGCUUUGCUCAUUGCUCCAAGUUGACUGUGCUACAUCUUUGAAAGACCAUGUAAGGAAAAUCCUCAGCUCACAUUUUCAGAAGUGGAGGGACUCUCCUUGCAUUGGUGGAUCUCAAGGUAUCAAUCCUAGUUAAAAUGCAAUGCUUUUACAUAUAUAA
Molecule: messenger RNA, 1804 nt
Organism: Quercus robur (English oak)
Lineage: Eukaryota; Viridiplantae; Streptophyta; Magnoliopsida; Fagales; Fagaceae
Product: E3 ubiquitin-protein ligase PUB24-like
Exons: 1
Coding region: 566-1780 (404 amino acids)
Biological process (GO): protein ubiquitination
Molecular function (GO): ubiquitin protein ligase activity
Source: RefSeq, a predicted model, not a curated record